Messenger RNA from Kwoniella botswanensis, 1104 nucleotides. RefSeq lists its product as uncharacterized. Lineage: Eukaryota; Fungi; Basidiomycota; Tremellomycetes; Tremellales; Cryptococcaceae. The transcript is spliced from 2 exons. The record is from RefSeq and is a predicted model, not a curated record. Bases 1 to 1104 code for a protein of 367 amino acids.
AUGCUCCUCCGCCGUCUCUACUCUUCCCUCCCCUCGACGAGGGUAGGCGGCACUUCCUCCGCCCUAUCUUCCAUACCCAGCGCAACAGGUUCCAAACCCUCUAUCAGGGGACGUAUCAAGCCUCGUUCAGCCAAUACCUCAGCGUUAUGUAAACCCAAACAACCCAUUUCUGUAUCGACCAUACCUAAAUCAGAAGGUAAUGGUAGAAUCAGACGAAGAAUCAGGUCCAUUUCGAAUCCCAACCAUGAGAUCAACGUCGUAUCCGGCAGACGAUCUGCUUCUUCCGUCGAAACCGGCUCGUACUCCAUAUUCGACGAAGAAGAUUAUUCCAACCCUUCCACCGCACCUACAUCAACUUCACCAUCUUCACCCCGACUUCUAUUCACUCAUCCAGUCCCAUCUAAACAUGUCGUAGAAGGUUUUAAACCCAUUUACUUAUAUCCCGAACAAUUCAAAUUACAUUACACUUUCACCCCUUCUCAUCAUCCUCUACCACUCAACAUGGGUACAGCCAUAUAUACUCAUCCCCGAAACCCCAUCUCCACCAAAGGCGGUGAAUUAGAGGAUAUAUUUAGUAAACCCUCUGGACCUGAUCCUACCAAGUCCCUUCGACGAACGACCAAGAGCGGAUUAGGCGACCAUCAUAGAGUACUUUCCAAUUUAUCUCAUCCGGAACUAUUACAUCAUUUAGGAGGGCUGGUAGAUCCUUGGGCAGCUCAUCAGAUCCAACCGGGUUCGGGGUUAGGUUUGGAAGCGAUCCUAUCGAGCAAGUUGAACGAGUUGAAAGAAUCUUCGAAGAAGGAACAAGAACAACUGGAACGGAUCUUCGGUGCAUCGGAAGCUAAAGAUAGCUCGAGAGGGGUAGUACAAUCGAAAGGUGAAGCGGAAGUAAAUACCAAAGAUGCGAAUUUAGAUGAAGUUGUAGGAGGGUUAAACGAUGUUCUGGCUAAGAUGGGAUUAUCAGGAUCAACAAAAGAGAUAGCAGAGGAAGAUGGAGUGAUGUUGGAUAGCGUAAAGAGGAAGAGAAAGAAGAAGAUCUCGAAACAUAAAUACAAGAAGAGGAGAAAGGCUACUCGUGCUCUCAGGAAGAGAUUAGGAAAGUAA